AUGACCCGCACACCGUCCGCCCAGCCCUCCAUGUCUGACCUAUACGCGCCUCCCUCAAAUCCUGCCCAGCGCGUGCGCAGUUCGUCAAUCCGCAUACGAAGACCUUCGCACCAGCCAAGUCUGAAUACUCCUCAAGCUACGCCCGAUCCUGUCGCUGCGCCAGAGCCAAUAUCAGAAUCCGACAAUACAUGGCAGGCUGGUCGAAGACGAAGUAGCUCCGAACCGCGCCCACCUCCACAGGCCAUGUUCGCCGACGAUAGUCUAAGACGCCAGUUAACAGGUCCACACCUGCAGCCUCUUUACGAGGAUGGCGCAAAUCCCUCUACCGCCAACGGACCGCCGCCUUCUCGAGGCCCUAGCAACGCGCGGAGAGGAUUAACUCGUCAAUCCUCCGCAUUCCACAUGAGGCGGAAUCAGAAAGACCCCAACCAGAACAUGAUGGGCCAUAACCUUGUUGAUGUGCUUGAUGUCAUUGAUCCCGAAGUGUCUGCCCUUACUACCCUGAAUAACGUUCAGAACUCGCUCUUCUUACCCAAUUUGCCAUGGCUCUACAACCGCCAGCCUACAUACGAUCUUGGACAGACUACGUCGGACUCGUCGGAUGAAGAGAUGGGUACAGCCAGGGGUGCCGGACGCGAGGAAGACCAACUCCCCGAGAUGACACAACAAGGCGAAGUAGAGCAAGCAGCGCGCGGAGGCCGCGGAACGUUGCAAAGAAACAACACAAUCGACUCGAAUCUUUCAACUCUGGAAGAGGGCGAGGGCCAUCACUACGCUGUGCUGCCACACGGUGCUUCCUUGACAGGCUGGACUGACGAGGAGAAGGCAGCUUUGGACGAUCACGUCCGACACCUUCUCCACUCCAGGCGCGCAAGAUUCAAGCGGACUAUGAAGGGUUUCGGACGUUAUGUCCGCAAUCCCCUUGGCUUUCUCGUCACCCUAUACUUCUUCCUUAUUACCUUCUGGGGAGCGGCAUGGGUGCUCUUCCUCAUCGGCUGGAUUUACGUGGGUGACCGACAGGCCUACUUCGUCGAGAUUGCCGACCAGGUCCUGACUGCCUUGUUCUGUGUCGUUGGAAUCACCAUGUUCCCCUUCCGUAUCGUCGACACCUACCACAUGAUUUGGGUUGCCAAAUAUGCACACAAGACCUGGGAAGUACGUAAGAAGCGAGGACUACAGGAUCUGAAAGACCACAACGAGCUACCAACCAUGCCCCGAUCAAACGCGUGGGAAACAGGCGAGGCAGAACAAGAAGGCGUUGAAGCCCCUGUCCUCACCGCCGAAGAGCAAAAGAGGCUCGAAUAUCAUCAAGCCAAGCUCGAGAAGUCACAUACCUUCUACCGUCCCCACGAAACAUAUACACACCACGCCUUCUCCAUCCGCCUCCUCAUCGCCAUCAUCGUCCUUCUCGAUUUCCACUCCAUGUUCCAAUGUGCACUUGGUGGUACAACCUGGGGAAUCUACUACAAAGACCGUCCCAAGGAAGUCACCGCCAUCAUCCUGAGUUUCAGUCUUACCUGCAACAUCACCGCUGGUAUCAUCAUCGGCCGUGGCGAUAAGCGCAGUCGCAAGAAGCUUGUCGUGGAACAAAUCCUCCGCCAGGAAAUGACGGAAGAAGCGCUCAAGAAACUACGAAAGGAGAGAGGUAUCAAGGCCAAAGGACUCAUGACGAAGAAGCAGAAAAAAGAGGUCAAGAAGGAAUUGGUUGGUCCAAAGAAAAACCCGUUGGACACGAUUUUGCAUCGCGGAUAG
Alternaria postmessia is the source of this 1752-nucleotide messenger RNA. RefSeq lists its product as uncharacterized. Lineage: Eukaryota; Fungi; Ascomycota; Dothideomycetes; Pleosporales; Pleosporaceae. The transcript has 2 exons. The record is from RefSeq and is a predicted model, not a curated record. The coding region runs from base 1 to 1752 and encodes 583 amino acids.